Malassezia vespertilionis is the source of this 1155-nucleotide messenger RNA. RefSeq lists its product as uncharacterized. Gene Ontology annotation, cellular component: membrane; signal peptidase complex. The transcript has 3 exons. The record is from RefSeq and is a predicted model, not a curated record. NCBI's taxonomy places the organism in Eukaryota, Fungi, Basidiomycota, Malasseziomycetes, Malasseziales, Malasseziaceae. The coding region runs from base 1 to 1155 and encodes 384 amino acids.
AUGUCGGCAUUCCGCGCUACUCGUGCUCUGCUGCAAAAGACUCCCGAGUCGUCGCAUACAUAUCAUUACACGGAGGGAAAGACGCCGUUUUGGCGUUGGUUCCGCCAGAUGUUCUCGCUGAACCCUGAGAUUUCGUCGGGGCUGCCGGCUGUGAGGCUGAACAGGAACCCACCGCCUGGUAUGGGCCCCAUCAAGCCUGCGAUUGUGCCGUCCAAUGCGUCUGACAUUGCGCAGAACAUGUACUACUGGCGCGAUUUUCGUCGCAACUACCCGCAGCCAGAAGUGGUGACGCAGGUAUAUUUGACCAAGCUGCUGCUGGCCUCACCUAAUGAGGACGGAACAAUGAGUUUGCCGAACCCGGAUAGCGGGAAGCAAGGCACAACAGAGCUGGCUGUACCCUCCGAUCUCGACGCACCGACUGCUUUCACCGAAGUGCUCGAACAAGUGCAAGCGGACCCGAAGUAUGUGUACUCUGCGAAACAUUUGCCGCCGCGCUUCCCUUCCACAGCCCCACAGCACAUCCUCAAGAUUCAGAAAGAUGCAAUCCCGCAUCCCAAGGGUGCCUAUUUCCCUGUUGUAGCACAGCGCUUCAACUUGCUGCUGUCCUACCUGCUUCCGUGCGUGAGCAUUGCAUGUGUGUUCAUAUCACUUACGUGUGUAUCGUUCGCGCCGCCGACAGCGGAUGUGCAGAUCAAGGAUAUUGAGCUCGUCUACGGAAAGGCGCGAUUUCACGCCGACGCACGGAACCAAGACUUUGUCGAGACCAAGAUGGAUAUCGACAUGGACCUUUCGUCCUUGUUCAGGUGGAAUACCAAGCAAGUGCUGUUAAGCAUGGCCGGGGCAUACAGCUCGCAGAACAGAGUACGUGGCACACUGAUCUCACCGCAGCCGGAAAAUGAGGUCGCAUUUUGGGACAAGAUCGUCCGGGCAGACGACAAACACCACUUGAAACUGCGCGGUGUACGGAACAGGUACGGAUUCCGCGAGGUUUCGAGAACGUUUAGCAACAUUACCGUCGUUGACUUUGUGCUGCGCUGGAAUGUGAUGCCAUACGUGGGGUUCUCAUCUGCAGGCGAGACGAUAGUACAAAGCUCAGUGCCACUUCCACUCGUGCCGGAGCCGAGCGCACAAAAUUUGAAAUACUUGCGUUACUAG